CUUGUGAAAGGAGGUCUUUGUUUUUUGGCUGAUUUCCCAAGAUUUGAGCAAACAGCAGGAUUCCAACAACUUCCAGCCUUUUGAAACUUCAAAACCAAAAUGCUGCUCGGUACCACAGGCCAAAACAAUAGUGUGCUAGCAUCCCUGCAGCUACAAGGAAGAGCCAUGCAGCCAGCUCUCGAUAUGAAACACUUACUACCCUUUCGGCUAAACAACCCCUCUCCCGUUGGAUUAUUUCCCAACUUCAACACAAUGGAUCCAGUCCAAAAGGCAGUAAUAAAUCAUACGUUUGGCGUUACAUUGCCGCCUAAAAAGAAGCAAGUAAUCUCUUGCAAUGUCUGCCAUCUCAGAUUCAACUCUGAGAACCAGGCUGAGGCACACUACAAGGGUCAUAAACACGCCCGAAAGCUCAAAGCUCUGGAGGCCCUGAAAAAUAAGCAGAAAGCCACAGCAGCCAAGGAUGAUGACAUGAUGCAAUCGGUUCACAACCCAGACGAUACCAUGAGCGAUGCAGAGAAAACAGAGGAUUGUCCAACCACACCAACGGAUGAGAAAACAAAAGGUAAUUCUACCUCACUGGUCCAAGUAUCAAAAGUAUUUCUGGUGGAAAAUGCUAGCAGCAAGAUGUCCGCCACGUUUUCCUGCUCAGAAGCUACGAAUGGCAGGUCGGAAAAUGACAUUGCAACCUCAGUCAUGCACACUGCAGAGAUCGUUCGAAGUGAGGGCACCGACAGUGUUAGCUCAGCGCCUGAAAGUGAGAAGGACGGAGAGAAAAUGAAACAGCAGCUUUACUGUGCAGUUUGCAAAGUGACAGUGAACUCCACAUCACAGCUCGAGGCGCACAACAAUGGGUCCAAGCAUAAGUCAAUGCUGCAGGGACAGAACAGUCACAGCAGAAGAAGCAGACUGAGACUCUUCCCACGGACUUUGUACAAAACUAAACGCAUUGGUAACAAAGGGAGCAUUGGUCUACAGAGCAAGGCUUUUCACUGUAAUAUCUGUGAGAUAUAUGUUAACUCUGAAACACAACUCAAACAGCAUAUGACUAGUAGAAGACAUAAGGAGAGACUUACAGGAAAACCAUCUAAGCCCAAAUACAGUCCUUAUACCAAGCUUCAACAGACUGCAGUGUUGGCGACAAAGAUGGCUUUUCAGAAGCACCUCACAAAACCAUUGGCAGCUGGCUUCUUACCAAAUCCUCUAACAGCAGCUGCUGUCUGUGCAAUGCCAAACCUUACCCUUCGACCGACUACACUCUUCCAGACACCAUUUCUCGGACCAGCCUUCUUCAGAGCCACUCCAGGUCCUCUGAGGGCAACACAUACACCAUUUCUCUUUGCACCAUAUUGACUUCAGGGUUCAAAUCAUUACAGACAUUUUGGAAACUAAAAGGGAACUAUGCAGUCAUAAAUGUGAACAUUAUAAGUUAUGCAUGGCAGAACUCUGCCUCCUUGCUUAAACAUCUAUUGUCAGCAGUUUUAUACUGCAAAUGUAUUUAGAUGAACUUCAUAUUAAGAAAAUAUGGUUUCAGUUACAAAGACAAUUACAGAACUGAUUUAGAUGUGCGUAGAUUUCUGGUAGAACCAUGGCUUACCAGGUCUAUUUUGCACAAUAUUUUUGUGAGUUCUUUAACAUGUGUCAGUUGCUAGUAAAGAUAUUAAGUGCGAGGGCGUUUUUUUUUAUACAGAAAAAGAAUCAAAAAUCUGAAAAAAAAGAACACUGAAGAAAAAUGAUUUUGAAGCCAAAACGGUUGAUGAAAAAUCAAAUAGCACAUCACACGGCGUACUGCUGUCCAAAGAAGGAAACAUGAAGGGAUAGCAGAAGAGUGGCCCUAGCUCAUUGCCUCAGUUGGAUAGAUAACAUGGAGAAAAUGAAAUGUCAACCCCAUUUUAGUUAAGGGUGCCUAUUUAAUCUAGAGGUUCAGGAGGCAAUUUGAACCCAAUGCGAAGAAGUACAAAAUUGCAGCUGACUUUCCUGUACGCAACCCUCGUUCAACAGUUAUCAUCGUCCGUCAUACAACAAGCUCCACAAAUAUCAAGGCCAUGAGGCUGGAAGUGGAUGGAUCUGAAAUGUUUCAAAGCAUUAGCUGAUUUGAUCCUAAUUGGGAUAAUGAGCACACUGUCUCUAUGAACUGAGUUCAUUGCUAAUUGCUUUCGAAGAACUAAUAAGAAAAUACUGGUGAAAGACUGGACUAGAGAACCAUAUAUGUUCCAACAAUUCAGAUUGAUAGGUUACCACCAUUUUUAAUAAAUUCUAUUUAAAACACCUUGAUAACAUUCAAAGCGAAUUAUUUGCUUAAGGCAUUAUUUUAUGGUUUCUAUCACACAAGCCAUUUAGUUUUUUGGCAAAGUUCGGACUUUGUGUUUUAAUAAUCAAUGUUUUCAAAACCUUGCCUCAUAGAGGCCCAUAUUUUAUACUUAAAAGCGCCAAUAUUUUGAAGGGACGCAUUUAGUAGAUUUGAGAUUUAGUAAAACACUUCAGAUAAUGACUUGUAAUAAUGGCAGUUGUGUAAGCAAAGCGACGUUAAAUCCGAAGCAAACUAUUUUUAGUUAGACCAAAAGUCAUCAUUGGGCAUUCACAAGUUUUUCCCCAAAUAGGUUCAUUUGUUUGAGGUUUUGAAUUUGGUUUAGACAUUUCAAGUCACCAGAAAGGCCAGCAAGGAUUUUAACAUAUGCAUUUCACCAAAGGAAGUAGCGUUUUAUUAGCCUAAUGUGGUCUUCCAGCCAAUGCUAGUUUCUGGAUUAGGGGAAGUGUAGAUUCAUUGGAAACAGCUGCCAUUCCAUCAACCUAACAAUAUUGCCUCUGAAGUUAAGAAUCUGUUUGUCUAACCUCAUUUUGCUUGGCUUAGUACAGAUGCAGAGAAAGUUGAUUUUUUUAAAAAAUAUUUUCGUAGAUAUUGUUGUGCUUUUUACUAUGUAGUUUACGUAGGCUGAGACACUAGCCUUACUGAGGUCUGUUAUGCGAAGCAAUUUUUUUUUCUGACAGCCUCCACUGUUGAUUUCUAAAAUUAUCAUUUUGUUACAAGAAUACAUCUGUGCUAGA
Molecule: messenger RNA, 3042 nt
Organism: Rhincodon typus (whale shark)
Lineage: Eukaryota; Metazoa; Chordata; Chondrichthyes; Orectolobiformes; Rhincodontidae
Gene: znf385c
Product: zinc finger protein 385C
Exons: 8
Coding region: 100-1350 (416 amino acids)
Cellular component (GO): nucleus
Molecular function (GO): nucleic acid binding; zinc ion binding
Source: RefSeq, a predicted model, not a curated record